GAAGAACAUCAGCGAUGGGUACGGAAUCUCUUGUUCAAGAUGGACUGCAGGCUCCUGCCGACUCUAUCUGGUCUCUUCCUCUGUUCUUUUCUCGAUCGGACCAAUGUAGGCAACGCCAAGAUCCUGGGCCUGGAGGACGAUAUCAACAUCACCGGUCAUCAAUAUGAUAUUGGUCUGACGGUAUUCUACAUCAUGUACAUCUGCAGCGAGCUCCCCAGUAACCUGGUCAUCAGAAAGGCCUCGCCCAAGGUUUGGCUGCCUUUUCUGACGAUGAUCUGGGGCAUAUUCACAAUGUGCUUGGGUUUCGUGCGCAACUUUGCUGGCUUCGUCGUUGUCCGAGCCCUCUUGGGAAUUGCCGAAGGCGGACUACUUCCCGGAAUCGUCUUGUAUCUGUCAUUCUUCUACCGACGAAAUGAUUUGGCUUUGCGCAUCGGAGUUUUCUAUACAGCUGCAUCCCUGUCAGGGGCUUUUGGAGGCCUUUUAGCGCGUGGACUAGCCCAGAUUGGCCCUCGAGGGGGGCUUGAAGGAUGGCGCUGGAUCAUGAUCAUCGAGGGUUUACUGACAUUUUCUGUCGGCGGGCUGAGCUAUUUUCUGCUGCCAAACAGUCUGGAGACGGCAUUCUUCUUGACUCCAGAGGAACGAGCAUUUGCUCUCGAAAGAGUCAUGCUUGACACCCCAUCAGUUGAGUACGCGACGACGGAGGAUGAGCGGGAGACUCUCAAGUGGACUGAGGUGCGACGAGGGCUUCUAGAUCCGCGAAUGUGGUUGUCUGCCACAGCCUACUUCUCAAUUUUGUCAGGGCUGUACUCAUUCGGAUUGUUUCUUCCAACCAUCAUUGAAGAAAGUGGUUUUGCCAGAGAUCCGAACCAAGUUCAAUUCUGGACCGUGAUACCAUAUGCUGUUGCCACUGUCGUGACUGUGGUUGUGGCUGUGGUAUCGGACCGGUUGCAGCUACGCGGAGUCGUGAUGCUUUUCACGUUACCGAUUGCCAUAGCUGGCUACGGAGCGAUUGCCAAUAUUCUCUCGCCAUCAGCCAAGUAUGCAAUGACCUGUCUUAUGGCUACUGGGUUGUAUAGCAGUGUACCAUGCAUCUUGGUCUGGAAUUCAAACAACUCUGCAGGACAUUAUAAGCGUGCCACCACGUCUGCCAUGCAGCUAACCAUUGCCAACUGUGGAGGGCUUCUUGCUACUUUCAAUUACCCCGACCAAGACAAAUCCCAGUAUUAUCGAGGACAUACAGUAAUCAUGGGACUGUUGGUGUUUGCAUGGUUCAUGAUCUUUUUCAAUGUUUUAUACUGUGCCAAGAUCAACCGGGACAAGGCACAAGGUAAGUAUGCACAGUACGCCGGAUGCCAUGAUGACCGAGAUCCUGCAUUCAAAAUGAUGCUAUAGCCCGUGUAGAACAUUCGAGUGUCAGUAUUGAGGUGAUCGGCCGACUGGCGACCGAGAAAUCGCAAGGCGCCCAGUAGGCCGGUAAAUCGACUGCACCGAGCUGGUCGAGGUGGAUCUCGUCCUCUUCGACUGCUUUCACAUAAUUAGUGAUUAAAUAUACAUGAAUAUGGU
Aspergillus uvarum CBS 121591 is the source of this 1563-nucleotide messenger RNA. Its product is annotated as putative MFS transporter. Gene Ontology annotation, cellular component: membrane. The record is from RefSeq and is a predicted model, not a curated record. The coding region runs from base 40 to 1392 and encodes 450 amino acids. Gene Ontology annotation, molecular function: transmembrane transporter activity. NCBI's taxonomy places the organism in Eukaryota, Fungi, Ascomycota, Eurotiomycetes, Eurotiales, Aspergillaceae. Gene Ontology annotation, biological process: transmembrane transport. The transcript is spliced from 11 exons.